This is a messenger RNA of Fusarium pseudograminearum CS3096, 243 nucleotides long. RefSeq lists its product as uncharacterized. The transcript is spliced from 4 exons. NCBI's taxonomy places the organism in Eukaryota, Fungi, Ascomycota, Sordariomycetes, Hypocreales, Nectriaceae. The record is from RefSeq and is a predicted model, not a curated record. Bases 1 to 243 code for a protein of 80 amino acids.
AUGUGCAACUACAUCUAUAAGGAGCUUAGCUGCCAGCACCACUACCACUUGGUGGAAUCAUGGUGUCCCAAGUACAUCGAGACUGAACGUCGGUGUCCGCCCACUAUUGUGAGCAAGCAGUACUGGGGUGACGACAUUUGUGCUGCUUGCCGAGAACGCCAACAACCAAGUCAAUACCCUUGGGCCAAGCUCAUCCAACGUCCCGAGUCACGCAUGUCCUACUCUCCUCAGCUCCGCGCAUAA